Neoarthrinium moseri is the source of this 327-nucleotide messenger RNA. RefSeq lists its product as uncharacterized. NCBI's taxonomy places the organism in Eukaryota, Fungi, Ascomycota, Sordariomycetes, Amphisphaeriales, Apiosporaceae. The transcript is spliced from 4 exons. Gene Ontology annotation, biological process: mitochondrial electron transport, ubiquinol to cytochrome c. The record is from RefSeq and is a predicted model, not a curated record. The coding region runs from base 1 to 327 and encodes 108 amino acids.
AUGCACCCGACACAAGUCCUCCGCAGCGGCGGCGACCGGCCCAUGGGGAGGCACGGCAUAUACCUCAACCACGUCAGCUGGGGCAACUUCGGCUCCGCCAUCAAGACCCGCGGCAUCAUCACGUACAUGCUGAGCUCGAACCGCCAGAACCCGCUCGCGGGCGCGGCGCACGCCGCCGUCUUCAACUCGUGGCGCCGCUUCGCCGCCCAGGUCCUGUACUGGGCGCCGCCGGCCGCCGGCGCGUGUUGGGCCCUCGACUGGGCUGUCAAGAGGAACGAGUAUCUGAACUCGAAGGCGGGCCGGGCCGAGUUCGCUGGGGUGGAGUAG